GCUGAGGAGCAGAGACUGGCGGAGGAGCAGAGGCUCGCAGAGGAGGCAAGAAUCGCUGAGGAGCAGAGACUGGCGGAGGAGCAGAGACUCGCAGAGGAGCAGAGACUCGCCGACGAGAAGCUCGCAGCAGAGAAGCUUGCAGAAGAGAGGAUUGUGGAGAGCACUCAGGUGGCAGAUGAUGCAUUUGACAGAAAGGAACGCCGGUCGCCGUUUCCCGAUCUGGAGAGUCCCAUACUAGGCGCUUCGCAUGUUGAACAAUCCGUGGGCGUCGCUACUGCUAGUACUAGUAGUGGUUGGCCACUUCCUAACACCGAGGCCGAUUCCCAUAAUGCCUCUGUGUCCGAGUCCCACGCAGGCGCAACCCAGCCUGUUUCGCCAUUAUCUAUAAGAAUCAAAAGAGUUACGCCGCCAUUGGUCGAUCGACAAUCUCUGCCGACGCCCAAUGACCGGAGCGUCGAGCCUCCAACACCACCAAUCCAGGGUUCUCCUCGCUCCGAAGAUAGCAAGAGUACUGGUCUUGUCGCCAGCUUGCGCAGCUCUCUCCUCGGAAAGCCCCCCUUGCCUCCGAAAACCGCACCGUUGCCAUCCACCCCUACGAGGAACGUCCCGACUCACUUUUCGUCACCUUCCCCGUCGCCUUUGAGAACCAGUUUUAAGGAGAACCUGGGCUCAGCACCACCCGCACCGUACCAAAAGCCCGCAUCCUACUUUGCUUCUGUAGGGAUCAAAGGCGCUUCUUCUAGAGACAAAGCUUUGCCUUCGCCCCCGGUUCCUCCCAAGGGUUCUCGAGCCUCCGUCGAUCGAUUCUCCUCGCCACGGUCAUCAGCUUCGCUUGUUCCUUUGGCUGACGAAUCAUGGGAAGCGAUUUCCACUUUCUUCAGGCCGUUGCCUAAAUCAAGCGAUCGCGUGAAUGUCGAUGCUCAGGUGCUGUUGGGCAAAGGCGGCGACGAAACGAAAAUCCGAACCCUCAAACGCCAAAUAUGGGAGAUCACAGGUGAUGGAAAGAAGCAAGAUCUUCCCGUCAAUCAAGAGUAUAUUCUGUACGAGGGAAGCAUGUACUUGUGCGUGCAUAUGUUUGAGGCGGACGGCAAUGUGCGUUCUGAGAUCCACCUCUGGUGUGGUGACGACGUUCCCGAUGCGGCUGUCGACGAUGCUCAGCCCUUCUCUCGACGAAUGGCGAAAGAAAACGGAUGCAAGCUCGAGAUUAUCAAGCAAGGCAAGGAGCCAGCGCGGUUCAUUCAGGCUCUAGGUGGCAUUCUCAUCACGCGUCGUGGUUCUAGCUCACGAUCCAGUUCCUCCGCUAUUUUCAUGCUCUGCGGACGGAAGCACCUAGGACAGAUGGUUUUUGACGAAGUGAACUUCUCGCCUAGCAGCCUUUGCUCCGGCUAUCCUUUUGUGAUCUCCGCUAUGUUCGGCAAGUUGUUUCUCUGGAAAGGACUCGGCAGCUCGGCAGAAGAAAUUGGUGCGGCUCGCUUGAUUGGGAUGGAUCUUGGCCUUACGGGUGAAUUCGAGGAAGUAGGUGAAGGAGAAGAGCCCGAGAGCUUCUUUGAAGUCUUCCCGCAGUACGAAAGGACAGCAGAUGAGAAGGGCGCCAAUGACUGGCAACUGAAGCCCAAGCUUGACCGGUAUCGCACGCGACUACUUCGUGUGGACCAUGAGCUUGGCCAGCAGCGGGCUGGGUUCUGGAUGCGUCGAGCCGGUUCUCCCUCCCCAAUCACUCGUCCAAACGAUACCGUGCAAGAGGUGGAUCCCUUUUGUCAGAAGGACAUUGAUGCCAGAGGAAUCUACGUCCUUGAUACCUACUUUGAGAUCUAUGUGAUUGUGGGUGAACAAGCCUCCGCCCGCGCUGCCGAAUUCGCUUCAGCGGUCUAUUUUGCGCAUGAAUACAGCAUCCUAGCGGCCUCUUUCCAAGAUCGGCCAUUCAUCCCGAAGACCUUCGUCUCCCUCGGCGGAGUUCCUGAGAGCUGUAGCAGUGUAUUCCGCAAGUGGAACACGAGCUCGUGGCAAAGUAUUCCGCAAGUGCUCCCUCUGAACGCGGCAAUUGAGGCGAUUCGCAACCCCUAG
Molecule: messenger RNA, 2064 nt
Organism: Aspergillus uvarum CBS 121591
Lineage: Eukaryota; Fungi; Ascomycota; Eurotiomycetes; Eurotiales; Aspergillaceae
Exons: 2
Biological process (GO): barbed-end actin filament capping; actin filament severing
Molecular function (GO): actin filament binding; phosphatidylinositol-4,5-bisphosphate binding
Source: RefSeq, a predicted model, not a curated record